Molecule: messenger RNA, 2431 nt
Organism: Cucurbita maxima (winter squash)
Lineage: Eukaryota; Viridiplantae; Streptophyta; Magnoliopsida; Cucurbitales; Cucurbitaceae
Exons: 11
Coding region: 219-2378 (719 amino acids)
Source: RefSeq, a predicted model, not a curated record
CCGGAGGGAGAGAUGAGUAAAAAAAAAAUUAUCAUCCUUUUCUUCGAUCCUUUAAACCCCCAAAGCAUUAUUCUUUAUGCUCUUCGGUAAUUCGACCUCAAAUUUUCUUUUCUCAAUUUGAAGCGAGAAUUAUCCGCCUUAGCUUCCUGAAUCAUAGCUCCUGUUCAUUCUUCAUUUUAUUGUAAGCUACUCAAUCUGCUAUUGGAGUAGGAUUUUUCAUGGCUUCCACUCCUCUUACGUGUUCACCGAGCUCUCUCCAGCUUCGGCUCGCUCUGAAUAGCAAGAAUUGCGGCAAAUUCCCUUCAGUUCUUGUUCGGGCGAGAGUGACGAAAUUGGAUCCUCGGCUCCGCGUGAUCUCCCGCCCUAUUGUUCAUAAUGGCGUGAUAAUCGAGAGAGAAAAUGGACUGCGUCGCAGUGGAGUUUCUUUUGCUGAGUCGGAGUCGACUACUGAUGGAUUCUCUGGGUGGUCGGAAUCUGAUUCCGGGGAGGAGGUUUUGGACUUACGGAGAAAGAAGUGGUUUGGAGGGUUCGUGGGGAUUGGAGUUACUGGAUUCAUCCUUGUCUCGGGAAUCACCUUUGCAGCAUGGUCAAUGAACAAGCAGAAUGGUUCCAGACAAAAGCCGCAAAUGGAGGCCUUAAGUAUGCAGCAAGAGUUAUUGUUGGAUUCUGAUACUGGACAUGAUAGCCUUGAUGAAGAUGAAAAAGAAGAUAACAUUGUGAAAGCAGAUGAUGGAGCUCUCGCUGAUAAUUCAGGUGUUCCUGCUCCUUUGGUUUCUGCAGCUGUUAAAACACUUCCUGGCAAGGUCCUAGUUCCUGCAGCAGUGGAUCAGGUUCAGGGGCAGGCAUUGGCAGCACUGCAAGGUUUAAAGGUGAUAGAGGCUGACAUUGAACCUAGCGAUCUAUGUACUCGUCGUGAAUAUGCUCGUUGGUUGGUGUCUGCAAGCAGUGCUCUUUCAAGGAACACAACAUCCAAAGUAUACCAAGCAAUGUAUAUACAGAAUAUUACUGAGCUUGCUUUUGAUGAUAUUACACCAGAAGACCCUGAUUUCGCAUCUAUUCAAGGUUUAGCAGAAGCUGGACUGAUUUCAAGCAAGCUUUCGAGACAUGAUAUUUCUUCGACGUUGGACGAAGACCAGGGUUCUUUUCAUUUCUCUCCCGAAAGCCCUUUAUCACGUCAAGAUCUUGUGAGCUGGAAGAUGGCCCUUGAAAAAAGACUGCUGCCAGAGGCAGACGGAAAGAUGCUCCGCCAAGUUUCUGGAUUUAUUGAUACUGAUAAGAUCCAUCCAGAUGCUUGUCCUGCACUUGUUGCUGAUCUUUCUGCAGGAGAACAGGGAAUAAUAGCUCUUGCAUUUGGAUAUACAAGGCUGUUCCAGCCGGAUAAGCCAGUAACAAAAGAACAAGCUGCCAUUGCUCUUGCAACAGGGGAGGCUUCUGAUAUGGUAAGCGAGGAGCUUGCAAGGAUUGAAGCUGAAUCAAUGGCGGAAAAUGCUGUUGCUGCACAUAGUGCGUUGGUAGCUCAAGUUGAGAAAGAUAUUAAUGGCAGCUUCGAGAAAGAACUUUCCAUUGAAAGAGAAAAGGUUGAGGCUGUGGAGAAAAUGGCAGAAGAGACAAAGCAAGAAUUGGAAAGAUUAAGAUCCGAAAGAGAGAGAGAUAAUAUCAGCUUGAUGAGGGAACAAGCUGCUAUUGAAUCGGAAAUGGGAGUUCUUUCAAAGUUAAGAUAUGAGUUGGAGGAGCAGUUGCAAGGCCUGAUGAGUAAUAAAGUACAGGUAUCCUAUGAAAAGGAAAGAAUCAACAAACUCAGAAAAGAAGCUGAAAUUGAAAACCAGGAACUUUCCCGCCUGCAGUAUGAGCUUAAAGUUGAGAGGAAGGCGUUGUCCAUAGCCAGAGCUUGGGCAGAGGAUGAAGCAAAAAGGGCAAGAGAACAAGCAAAAGCACUUGAAGAGGCUAGAGAUAGCUGGGAAAGGCGUGGCAUCAAAGUAAUGGUGGACAGCGAUCUCCGUGAACAGGAAUCAGCUGGCGAUACUUGGCUCGAUUCUAGCAAACAGUUUGCAGUCGAAGAAACUGUGGAAAGGGCCGAGAACUUAUUGGCCAAGCUGAAAGGAAUGGCUAGAGAAGUAGGAGGGAAAUGCAGGGACAUAAUUGAGAAGAUCAUCCAGAAGAUAGCAUUAGUAGUAUCAAACUUGAGACAAUGGAUUUCGAAUGCUGGAGAACAGGGUGAGGAUCUAAAGAAUGUGGCCAUUUCAAGGGCAUGUAGAUCAGCAACUGAGGUGCAACAGAGCAUUGCAGAGUUGAGGUUGGCCGUGAAGGUGGGAGCUAAGCGAGUUGUGGGAGAUUGUAGGGAAGGAGUAGAGAAAAUUACCCAAAAGUUUAGAACAUAGAAUGGUUAAGAAACUAUUGAUUUAGCAGCUGAGUGAUGUAGUGGAAUUCUAAA